AUGGGAAAAAAGGCUAUUGACUCCCGAAUCCCGGCAUUAAUCAGAAAUGGUGUCCAGGAGAAGCAGAGAAGUUUUAUUAUCAUUGUCGGUGACAAGGCCAGAAACCAGCUUCCGAACUUGCACUACUUGAUGAUGAGUGCAGACUUGAAGAUGAACAAGUCUGUCUUGUGGGCCUAUAAGAAACAGUUGUUGGGCUUCACCUCUCACAGAAAGAAGAGAGAGAAUAAGAUCAAGAAGGAGAUCAAGAGAGGUACUCGUGAUAUCAACGACCAGGACCCUUUUGAGGCGUUUAUCUCUAACCAGAACAUCAGAUAUGUCUAUUAUAAGGAGACCGAGAAGAUCUUGGGUAACACAUACGGUAUGUGUAUUUUGCAAGAUUUCGAAGGUAUUACGCCUAACUUGAUGGCUCGUACUGUUGAGACUGUUGAAGGUGGUGGUGUGGUUGUUAUGCUCUUGAAGUCUAUGACUUCUCUUAAACAGCUUUACACUAUGACUAUGGAUAUCCAUUCCAGAUAUAGAACUGAGGCCCACGACGACGUUGUGGCUCGUUUCAACGAGAGAUUCCUCUUGUCAUUGGGUCUGUGUGAAACCUGUUUGGUUGUGGAUGAUGAGUUGAACGUCUUGCCUAUUUCUGGUGGUAAGCAUGUCAAGCCUCUUCCUCCAGCUGAUGACGAUGAGCUCACGCCUAAGCAGCAAGAACUCAACGGUCUUAAAGAGUCCUUGGCUGGCGUGCAACCUGCUGGCUCUCUUGUUGCUCUCGCCAAGACUGUGAACCAGGCUCAGGCCAUCUUGACUUUCGUGGAUGUCAUCUCUGAGAAGUCUUUGAGAAAUACUGUUACUUUGACAGCUGGUAGAGGUCGUGGUAAGUCUGCAGCUCUUGGUAUUGCCAUCGCUGCUGCUGUGUCUCACGGCUACUCCAACAUCUUCGUAACCUCUCCAUCUCCAGAGAACUUGAAGACUCUUUUUGAGUUCAUUUUCAAGGGUUUCGAUGCUUUGGGUUACACUGAACACAUGGACUACGAUAUCAUCCAGCUGACUAACCCAUCUUUCAACAAGGCCAUUGUUAGAGUCGACAUCAAGAGAGAGCACCGCCAGACCAUCCAGUACAUUUCUCCUAACGAUAACCAUGUGUUGGGUCAGGCUGAAUUGGUCAUUAUUGAUGAAGCCGCUGCUAUCCCAUUGCCAGUCGUGAAGCGUCUUAUGGGUCCUUACCUUGUUUUUAUGUCGUCUACCAUCAACGGUUACGAAGGUACUGGUCGUUCUUUGUCACUCAAGUUGAUCCAACAGUUGAGAGACCAAUCCCGUUCUAACAACUCCAACAACGAAACCACGAUAGUUUCUCGUGACAAGAAGGGUAUUGACAUUGAUACCGCUUCCAUGGCUAGAACUCUCCGUGAAGUUGUCUUGGAUGAGCCUAUUCGUUAUGCUCCUGGUGAUCCGGUCGAAAAAUGGCUCAACAAGCUCUUGUGUUUGGACGCUACUCUCACCAAGAAUGCCCGUUUUGCAACAAAGGGUACUCCACAUCCAUCUGAGUGUCAGCUUUUCUACGUCAACAGAGACACAUUGUUCUCUUACCAUCCAGUGUCUGAGGCUUUCUUGCAGAAGAUGAUGGCUUUGUAUGUUGCAUCCCACUACAAGAACUCUCCAAACGAUUUGCAGUUGAUGAGUGACGCUCCAGCUCACCAGUUGUAUGUCCUUCUUCCACCAAUCGAUGCUGGUGAUAACAGAAUCCCAGACCCAUUGUGUGUGGUCCAAUUGGCUCUUGAGGGUGAGAUUUCCAAGGAAUCUGUUAGAAAGUCCUUGUCUCGUGGCCAGCGUGCUGGUGGUGACUUGAUCCCAUGGCUCGUUUCCCAGCAGUUCCAGGAUGAAGAAUUUGCAUCUUUGAGUGGUGCUAGAGUUGUUCGUAUUGCUACUAACCCUGUCUACGCUGGUAUGGGUUACGGUUCCAAGGCUUUGGAAUUGUUGCAGGACUACUUCGAAGGUAAAUUCACUGAUAUCAGUGAAUCGAACGUUCUCAAUGACCACCAGCUUCAAAGAGUUUCCGACAGUGAGUUGGAAGGUGCUUCUCUUAAAGAUGAGAUCCGUCUUCGUGACGCCAAGGCCCUUCCUCCUUUGUUGUUGAAGUUGUCAGAGAAGGCUCCGUACUCGUUGGACUACAUGGGUGUUUCUUACGGUAUGACCACACAAUUGCAUAAGUUCUGGAAGCGUUCUGGAUUCGUUCCAGUUUACUUGCGUCAAACUGCCAACGAGUUGACUGGUGAGCACACAAGUGUCAUGAUCAAGGUCUUGAGGAACAAGAACGACGCUUGGCUCCAUGAGUUUGCCAAGGACUUCCACAAGAGAAUCUUGAACUUGCUUUCUUACGAGUUUAGAAAGUUUACUGCUGUCCAGGCCCUCAGUAUUAUAGAAUCUGCUAAGCAGGGAGAAGCCGCCGAGACGAGCACUAAGCUUUUCAACAGAGAUGAACUUGAUGCCAUUCUUUCUCCUUUCGACUUGAAGAGAUUGGAGUCAUAUGCAAACAACAUGUUGGACUACCAUGUCAUCCUUGAUAUGCUUCCAUUCAUUGCAUCUCUUUACUUCAGCAAGCGUACAGGCGACAGUGUCAGCUUGUCUUCUGUCCAGGCUGCUAUCUUGUUGGCCAUUGGUUUACAACACAAGAACAUGGACGAUGUUUCCAAGGAAUUGAACUUGCCAGCCUCCCAGUCUAUGGCUAUGUUCUCCAAGAUUGUUCGUAAGUUCUCUACAUACUUCCGUGAGCUUUUGAGCAGAGAUAUCGAAAGAAGCAUGCCUGCUCUUGAAGAUGACGAGCUUCGCGAGAUGAACGGCGAAGAGGCCACGAGAUAUGACGCUGAGGCUGUUGAAAGGGAACUUAAUGAAGAUUUGAACGAAGCCGGUAAAGAGGCUGUUUCUGAGUUGAGAACCAAGCAAAGAGAGCUUAUCAACGCUCUUGACUUGGAGAAGUAUUCCAUCAAUGACGACGUCAAGGAGUGGGACGAUAAAGCUGCUGAGAAGGCUGCCAAGGGCGAAGGUGUGAUGAGUGUGAAGAGUAAGAAGUCCAAGAGAAAGGGAGACACUGCUGAUCUGAUUCUCGAGAGCGAGAUGAAGAGCAAAUCCAAGAAGAGCAAAAAGAGCAAGAAAUAA
Candidozyma haemuli is the source of this 3141-nucleotide messenger RNA. Its product is annotated as ribosome biosynthesis protein. Bases 1 to 3141 code for a protein of 1046 amino acids. Gene Ontology annotation, biological process: rRNA acetylation involved in maturation of SSU-rRNA. The transcript has a single exon. The record is from RefSeq and is a predicted model, not a curated record. Gene Ontology annotation, cellular component: 90S preribosome; nucleolus. NCBI's taxonomy places the organism in Eukaryota, Fungi, Ascomycota, Pichiomycetes, Serinales, Metschnikowiaceae. Gene Ontology annotation, molecular function: 18S rRNA cytidine N-acetyltransferase activity; ATP binding; tRNA binding.